AUGGAUACUAGGUAAUACGAAUAGAAACCAUCGGUUCAAAGUUAUUCUUCAUUCGACUCUUACGUCAUUCAAGAUGAACAUGAUGGAAAUCUCAGUAUUCAUCAAUUAAAAGAAAAGCCUUUCUUCAGUUUCUAAGAAGCUAAAGAUCAAAAUGCAGAAGCCAACUUAAAUACUAAUGGUAAAAAUAACCAACACAAACAAAAAUAACCUUACGAAACUGUACUUCCUAAACAUAUAAUAGAUUCAGAAUUUGCUCUGCACUGAAGAGAAAUUGGAAUUGCCAUCUCAACAACUUAAACAAAUUCCUAAAUUACAAUAAAAUUUUGUUAACAUAAAGUUAUUGAACUUAUCCCAAAACCAGUUAACAACUGUCCCUCCCCAAAUAAUGUAAUUGUUUACUCUUUCUAUUUGAAUAGGCGUAUGACCAACUUGCACAAAUUGAUUUUGAGCAGUAAUCAAAUUAAUGUUUUGCCAAUCUUCUUGCAAACCCUCAAAUACUUGGAAUAUUUAGACAUGCAAGACAAUCUAAUCAAGGUGUUUAACAUUAAUCCCCCAGAACUCAAAUAUCUAAACCUGUCCAACAAUUACAUCGAAUAACUAUAUUUCCCCAACCUUGAGCAUUUGUGUAUCCAAAUGAAUUGCUUCACUGUUGUGCCCAAAGGGUUUCAUAAGGUGCUCUAUGGGAUGCAGUACUUCGAAUUCGAUUGGUUCAAGUAUUGCAAACCUGCUUUGCCAAUGAAGAUUAAUUUUGAGAAAUACCAGCAUAUAAAGGAUAAGUUGAUAUCCAUGUUGUAGUCCACAAGUCUCACAUUUGAAACCUUCGUUAAACUGUUGAGUAUCUCAGAGCCUAAUUUCUAUUAGACAGACUAUAAGUAUUUAUUUAAUUGGCUAUCCUCCAUAGAUACCGGAACUUGUUUUUUUCAGCAGGGUCAUCAAACGAAAUAGGGAUUCUCUAUAGUCUAAUAUAGAUAAUACCUGAUCAAAUAAACAAUUUAGAUUUUGACCAAAAUACUCCUUUGAGUGCUUGUUACAAUGAAGGUAAAACGAGGUAAUAAUAUACUUUAAUAAAGAUCAGUCAAAGUAUUAAGAAGUCUGGGUGGAAAAUUUGCUCCUUAAUCAAUCCACGUCAUUUGUUAAAGAGUAGAUUUAGCCUUUUUCAAAAUACUUCUCAAUCUUAAUGAAGAGGACAACUCAAUUACACAACAUACUGAUUUGAAUCUCAUUAAUUUCAGAAAUGUAGACGGCAACACUCCUUUACAUCAAUUGUUCAUGAAUUAUUCGAAGAGUCCAGAUGCCAAAGAAAUGGCAGAUGUACUAUUGUCUUUGGGGGCUGAUCCUAAUGGUGAAAACAAUGAAGGAUGGACUCCUUUGGAUUUGGCUGUUAGAAAAGGCUAAAUCAAUUCAAUUCAAUAUGCUGUAGAAUACAAUAAGCGAUUAUUUCAAUUGAGAUCACAUCAACAAUCAUUUGAUUUCCAAAAGAAGUCAGGUUAAAGUGAAUGGUCUUUGGGUCAUGUAGCUGCCAGUGUCGGCAAUAUCGAUAUAUUGGAAUUGCUCAGUCAGGUAUUUAUAUUGUAUAUGAUAGAUUAACAUAGAUAUAUUUUAAGUUAGUAAAUGCAAUAGAUUACCAAGACAUUUGGCAAUACAAAGUUUGACGAUGUUGAAAAACAUGAGAAAAUUGGAAAAAAGAUGGAUUAUUAAAAGAGUAUUGCAUGAUUCAGUAUCAGUAUCAUAAACAGAGAAAAAUGUUUAUCAAAUGAAAAAUCAAAUUGAAAAAAAUAUGAAUAAGAAACAUUAGAAUAUUGCUUAGAAACUCAUAGAGAAUGAGGAUGAUAAUAUAGAUAUAGAUAUUGAUAUAGAUGAUAACUCUUUUAGAAUAGCGAGUGAAAGUUCUAUUAAAGAAGUAGCAAGUGAAUCAGCUCCUAUAUUCCAAAGAUUAGCUAACAAGGAAGUCACUAGAAUGCAAUUAGAAAAAUAAAAUAUGUCUACUUUAGAUACUACUGAUUUUGCUGAUCAUCUGCCUGAAAUAUAGAAACUCCUGAGAAAUCAUAAUUAUGAGGUCGCACUUCAAAAACUGAAGUAUGCAUUGUUGAGUGACAUGCUUCCAUUGUCUGAAAGAUUAAAAUAUAAGGAUUACAUAUAGAUGAUUCAAUUUAAAAUGAAAUAUUCAAAAGUGGAAAUGCAAUCAUAUUUAAGGAGUAGUCUAAAUCUAACUUUGAGUGAAUUUCAAUUCAAAGGAAUUCCGUUGGAUUAAAAAUGUAUUAAGUGAUUAUAUAUAAUAUAGCGAAACUGAUUAAGGAAUUGGUAAGUUUAGUAAAAGAUCAAUCUAGGAAUGAGGCUUCAAAAAUUUAAUUUCAUAUAGAAAAGAUGCAACUUGUAUGUUAGAAUCCGUUGCUGCAUCAGGAUUUACUAGCGAAAGAUUUGGCAGCUAUCAACGAGUUGAGGUAGAGAUUGAGCAAUAAUCUUAUUUAUGAUAUUGCUAAUUAUGCUGAAUCCAUAUAUCAGCUGAAUGACUAAAUCUACUAUUGGAUGAAUACGAAUCAUGGGAGAGGCGAGAAACUAUUGAUCAAGUCAAACAUUCCAAACGUUGUUAAUUAUGAAUGCUUGCAGAAGAUGAGAUUCAUCAAGAAGGUGAAACCUAGAGACAAAGAUGAUGACAACAUCGAACAAGAUAUGAUAGAACCAGAGUCAUCUAUAUCUUCGUAUUAAUAAUUUACUUACAUUAUUACGCCCUUUCAAAAUAGCAAACGAUUCUGA
This is a messenger RNA of Paramecium octaurelia, 2754 nucleotides long. The record is from the annotation of a GenBank genome assembly. NCBI's taxonomy places the organism in Eukaryota, Ciliophora, Oligohymenophorea, Peniculida, Parameciidae.